Copidosoma floridanum is the source of this 3324-nucleotide messenger RNA. RefSeq names its product abhydrolase domain-containing protein 2 (gene Hydr2). Lineage: Eukaryota; Metazoa; Arthropoda; Insecta; Hymenoptera; Encyrtidae. The record is from RefSeq and is a predicted model, not a curated record. Gene Ontology annotation, cellular component: sperm flagellum; sperm plasma membrane. Gene Ontology annotation, molecular function: acetylesterase activity; monoacylglycerol lipase activity. Gene Ontology annotation, biological process: acylglycerol catabolic process; sperm capacitation; steroid hormone receptor signaling pathway.
UCCGUGUGCGAGCAAGUCGUUCUGCUAAUUUAUUUGUUGAUAUAGACACACAUACGUCUCGCGUGCGUUAUGGAGUAAAUGGAAUAAGUCAAAACUAGCACCUUCGUUGAAUUAAUUUUUUUAAUAAAUAAAACGUUUUUCCAUUUGACGUUAGGUACGUUUUAAACAACAACAUUGAAGAAAAGCCAGUGCGCGUAUUAAAGAGAGCGGCCCCUAACCUCAAUCGUGCGUCUGCUGUACUGGCGGUCUUAAUUUGCUCUGUUUGCAUGGAAAUCUCAUACUUACUUUUUCUAUUUUUAUUGCUCGCAAAAGUAACAGUAAUAUCCUUACUGAGAGUAUAACAUGCGUUUCGGGCUUAUCUCUCUCGUCGUCGAUUUUUCAUUCAUCAAAUCUUAAAUUUCGGAGUCGGAGAGCAGAAAGGAGUCGACAGCGCGCGCACAUUGCAGAGGAAAGUCCAGCGAGACAAAACUCCUGAUCGAGUCCUUCCGCGCCCUUGGUGACAUUGUUUGUGAGGGCGAAGUAAAAGAAAGUUUAAAAGGUUCCACACACACCUCGACAACACCCCAAGAAAGUGUCUGCUGUUGUUUUAUUUGUAAAUCUGAUGUUAUUUAUGGAGGGUCAGCGUGCAAAGACAGUGAUCACUGACAAGCAGAGAGGUAUCAGUCGAAUCAAAGGGAAAUCCCAAAAGUACUGAUGUGAGGGGAGAGGCGAAACAAUAUUUUGCACUCUACGUAUAAGUAGUUUUUUUUUUCCCCUACAAUACGAAGCCUUAGUUGUGCUGCCGUUGUGAACAACGUCAGAGGAAAAAUAUAAUAAAUUAAUACAAGUAACACGAAGCGGGAGGAUUUGCGAGCACAAUGUCGACGGCACUGCUGGCACUGUUCGCAGUCAUCCUCUGCAUCCUCUUCCGGAUCCUGAACGUCAAUAGCGCGCCCCAAAAGCCGACUCUCAUCUGCAAAGAUGAGGCAUUUCUCUCUGCCAUCCUCAAAAUCACGCCCGUCAUAUCUGAACCAUACAAACCAACGAGGCUGUGGGGCUUCAGCGGUCACGUGCAGACAAUUGUCCACAGUAUAAUUGGCAGAGUGCGCUGUCCGUGGCCGAUCGGCGAGCGAGUUUACAUCAAAUUGGCCGACGAGACGACGCUCACCUACGAUCUUUACCAGCCGCUCACGAACGGCCAUGAAGAUGACGUGACGAUAGCGAUAUGUCCUGGUAUCGGCAACAGCUCGGAAUGCGUCUACAUAAGGACAUUCGUGCACUUUGUCCAGUGCCACGGCUACCGUUGCGCCGUACUCAAUCACGUGGGUGCCCUGUCCAGUGUAAAGGUCACCUCGCCCAGGAUCUUCUCUUAUGGUCACACCGAGGAUUACCACAUGAUGCUGAAGAAUCUGUUGGAGAAGCACUCGAACACGAAAAUAGUCUGCGUAGGCUUCAGUCUUGGCGGUAACAUUAUAACCAAGUACUUGGGUGAACAGGGAACCAACAAGCUGUCCAACAUUAUUGGUGGCAUUUCCAUUUGUCAAGGCUACAAUGCCAUUGAAGGCACAAAGUAUCUACUGAACUGGACAAACUUCAGGCGUCUCUACCUCUAUUUCAUGACCGAGUCCGUGAAAAACAUCAUAUUGAGGCACAAGAGCGUACUGUUGUCGGAGGACGUUAAGCAGAGGUUCAAUCUGAACGAAAAGGACAUUGUGUCGGCAGCUACUUUGCCCGAACUAGAUGAAGCGUACACGAGAAAGGUGCACAACUUUAGAUCAGUGAACGAGCUGUACAAGUGGAGCAGCUGCGAGUUCUAUCUUGACAGUAUUGCCACACCCAUGGUAUUUAUCAACGCGAUCGAUGACCCCAUUGUUCCUGAAACAUUGCUCACGCCCAUCAAAGAAUUCGCCGCCACCAAGUCGCAGUCUCUCUACGUCGAAUUGUCCCACGGCGGUCAUCUGGGCUUCUACGAGGGCGGUCUACUCUAUCCGAACCCAAUAACCUGGCUCGAUCGCACCCUCGUCUCUUUGGUCGGUUCUAUAACACUCGCAGCGUCCGAUCGCGCUCUCAAGGCCUUUUAAGCUACGCUUCGCGCACACAUACCUGGAUAAUGAAUCGAGGCCUGCCGUGACGAUGUCACUGCUCGUUGUCGUCGCCGAGGCGCAAGCGUGUCGGCAUUUAUUUGACAGACGAGUCACGGCACAAAAGUAGCUGAUCCGAAAUAAAAAAAAAGAAAAAAAAAAGCAUCAUGCCUCUCGCGAAUGCGUGUGUUGUAGCACGAAAUAGAACGUGAUUGCGAGCGAUCGAUGCGUUCGUGCGCGUGUGUUUUAUUUUUUCAUUCACGCUUUUCAAACGCUGGGCAUGAGAGGUUUUGUCGCGCAAUUUUUUUGCGUCCCGUACUGUUACUAUUACUGUUAACGACUAUUAUUUUUAUCAUUAUUAUAGACUGUGCGAAUUAAUGAGUGUCUUUAUGCGUAUUUUGUGUGGGAGAGUUUGGAGUGAUGGUUCAUCUAGUAGGAGGGGGACGAUGAUUUUUGUUUCAUCGUUCGUCUUUUAAUGUAAAUUGUGUGUUAUCUCAAUGUUUCAAUGGAAAGCGGUUAAUAUUCAAUUGAUGUCGUAGAAAACAAGGAUGUUACAACACACUUUGUUCAGGAUUGAGCGCGUGUCACGUUGCAAAAUUUGAAUUGUGUCAAUUAUUUGUUGACGAAUUUUCAGAAAAAAUGUCUCGGUACGAUACGCGACUGUUUGAUCAGAAUAUAGACUGAAACGACGUUUUGGCUGGCCCAGGAAGAAAAGUACCCGCAAUUGAAUAACCAUACGGCAUUUUACCGAAAAUAAUUACAGCCUAUAUAUAAGUAUAUGAUAUCGAUGUGAAAAUCGUUGUAUUUAUUUAUGUUGCUCAGAUGUAUAAGCAUAUAAAAGGAAAAAAAAAAAAAAACAUUAAAUAACUUAAUCGUGAUUAUCAAUGAUUUAAGUUUUGGGAUGGAACAAUAACGAAUUGCGUUGAUCACAUGUGCGUAAUUCUUUGUUUACAUACAAAAAUUUUCUCGAUGCUGAAUUAAUAUUAGUGAUUGGAUCAUUCCAUCGUGCUCCUCCGAGUCUGUAGAUUUAAAUAGCUCGAUCGUAAUUAUUCCAUUGAUCAUUGAUGUGAAACUUGAGGCUGAUCGAGGAGUGUUCGCGCUCCUAAUGAUCCAUCAUCAUAUUUAGUUUUAAACUGAAAUUAUUAUUUAAAAUACGAAAUAUGAGUAUGAAAAAAUGAUGGACUUUUAUGCAUUUUCUUCAAUUUCCAUUAUUACAACAAUGGAAAUGAAAAAAAGUAAAAAAAAAAAAAAAAAACAUUUUACG